AUGCCGUCUGCCAUCGUUUCAGACGCCACCACUUCCCUCGACGGAACGGCCCUCGCCUCCGCCUCCACCUCCAAAUACAAAACCACCUCGGUCGACCAAGGUCCCACCCCUUACCAGUUCGAUCUCGGCCUGCUCACCUCGAUCAACCCCAACCCUCUCACCUCCACCUCCUCCCCCUACCUUCUCUCCCGCGCUCGAGAUGGAGUCCAGUCUCUCGUCAACAAGAUCUUUGCGCUUCCCAUCACCCGCGAUCCCGAAAACGGUCCCCUCGCAACGCUGCCUGCGUUCACCUCGAAGCUGCCUCGUGAGAAGAGCAUGCCCAAACCCAAACCGAUGACCAAGUGGGAGAAGUUCGCCAAGCAGAAGGGCAUCCAGUCCAAAAAGAAGGACAAGAUGGUGUUCGACGAAGCUACCAAGGAGUGGGUUCCUAGGUGGGGCUACAAGGGUGCCAAUAAGGAUGCUGAGGAUCAGUGGAUUCACGAGUUGAAGAACAACGGCAAUACCGACUUCGACCCCGCCAAGACCGCCAAGAAGGAACGUCUCGCCAAACAGGCCAAGAACGAAAAGCAACGUCUCGGAAACCUCGCCCGCGCUGCCGCCGCAUCCACCGCUUCCUCCUCAUCCUCGAAUAAAGGUGGUCUCGGAGACGCCAACGCCGCCAAGCUCGCCCGCGCCGCAGCCCGCGAGAAGCGCAAAGCCGAACUCGAAGCAGACGUCCUCCGCUCCAGAGCCAGCACCGCCUCCAUGGGCAAGUUCGACAAGACGCUCAAGGGAGAACACAAGCAGAAGGGUCUCAAGCGCAAGUUCGAUGCCAACGAAAAGGACGUCGGCAAGGAGAGGGAGAGCAACCUGGCGCUGUUGGAGAAGCUGGGUACCGCAAAGAUGAGGAAGAACGCCAAGUUGGCAGAGGGCCAGGGCGAUAGGGAGCUGGUGAACGCGAGGAAGGCGGUGCAGUUUGCGACGGGCGGGCAUGGCGUGACGAGUAUGGGAGCGAGGGGGGCGAGGAAGGGCGGUAGGAAGUGA
Molecule: messenger RNA, 1023 nt
Organism: Pseudozyma hubeiensis SY62
Lineage: Eukaryota; Fungi; Basidiomycota; Ustilaginomycetes; Ustilaginales; Ustilaginaceae
Product: likely ribosome biogenesis regulatory protein
Exons: 1
Coding region: 1-1023 (340 amino acids)
Biological process (GO): ribosomal large subunit export from nucleus; endonucleolytic cleavage in ITS1 to separate SSU-rRNA from 5.8S rRNA and LSU-rRNA from tricistronic rRNA transcript (SSU-rRNA, 5.8S rRNA, LSU-rRNA); ribosomal large subunit biogenesis
Cellular component (GO): preribosome, large subunit precursor; nucleus; nucleolus
Molecular function (GO): protein binding
Source: RefSeq, a predicted model, not a curated record